Arachis ipaensis is the source of this 522-nucleotide messenger RNA. NCBI's taxonomy places the organism in Eukaryota, Viridiplantae, Streptophyta, Magnoliopsida, Fabales, Fabaceae. The record is from RefSeq and is a predicted model, not a curated record.
AUGCUCUGUUUCACCUGCAAGUACUGCUUGCAAAAAGGUCACACCAAGAGAGGAUGUGAAAAGAAAAGAGCAGCUGAUGCUGCGGCUGCUGCAAAGGCAGCAAAGGCUGCUAAAGACCCUAAAAAUACUAGUGCACAAGCAACUGCAACUGCCCAGGCCACCACAACUGACACUGCAACUGCCACUGCAUCUGCCAGUGCCACUGCAACUGCAACUACUACUAGUACAGCUACGGCUACUGCUAAUAUUACAAUCAAUUCUGCUCCUAUUGGUCAAGCUUCAAAAAUUGAUCUGUCACAGCCAAUUUGUUCUGAACUAGAAGACUCUCAAAAGUUCACUGAAGUAACCGGGGAACCAGCCACAAGACCUGCCAAACUGCCUGCUAGAAGAAGGUCACCACCAACAACCCCUUCUACAGCACUGGACCCAAUGAAGGGUGCGAGUUCUGCCACUGCUUCACGAUUCACAAAUUUUCUGAAGUUUGUGCCGACUCCUGGAUUUAAGCACCCCCGGAAGAAGUGA